GUUAAAAUAAAUAAAAAAAAACUGCGUGUAAAAACUUAGCCAUUAUUCAAAGCACCUCCACCUUUCUCUCUCUUGGACUACAGAAAAACCCACCAUUGUUGAUUGAGUUUGUUCCCUUCUUUCAACACCCUCCCUCUUAUCUCUAAAAAGCAUUUUGCUCGCUUGUGCUUCGCUGUUCGUGUUCUUUGGUCAAUAUGUGUUUAGAUUUGUAGUUAGUGCUGCUAAUUUUUAUAAUACUAAACGAACAGCAGUGAACGUGCUUCUUCCUGUCUCGUUGCCUCUCGCGCACACUAUUCCCCUCUCUCUUCCUGUCUCCCAUGCAUAGUUAAAAAAAGAAGUGAAAGUGAAAAUUAAAAUUAAAAAUACUAAAAUCUUCACGCCUGGAGAUGAAAAUGAUUAGUGUUUUUUCUUUUUAUACAAAACAGUCUGUUUUGAGAAGUGAAUGAAAGAGAGAGUCUUUGGAAUUUGGGCUGUUUUCUACCUUUCGAGACUCAUGCUUGUGUCUAAUUAACAAUCCAGAACUCUUUUAUUUUCAAUUCCGGGUCUCUCUAUUCAGUUCUUCAGAUGGGUUUCUUGAGAGGGAUUUGUUUAUUUCUCUAAUUUCUUUUGUCUUCCUCUUUUGCUCAAAUCACGCUAAACAAUGCUGUAAAUGAUAAUUUACUUGUAGUUAAGCAACAGCAGUGCCACUUUUCUCUGUACAUCAGAAGAAGAAAAAAGGUCUCUGUACAUCAGAAAAAAGGGUAGCUGCAACAUUGCUGCCUUGUUAAGGAGUAUUACCUUAGACAUACAUGGCUGUUUUGUGUCCCUGUGUUAUUGGGUUUUGUCCUUGUUAGAUAUGAACUGGGGGUCAGAGAAACAAGGAGAAAAUCAAGAAGAAACUGAGAGAUUUUAGUUCUUGUUGUGCUCGAGUCCAUCUAUGGCGUUGAAUAUACAGCAAAGCUACCGCCACUCAGUGGCUGUUAAAAUGAAUGGGCAAAUGGGGACCAAAAGGGGGUAUACAUUUAUACAAGCCAACAGGACUUGGCUUCCCAAGAUUCUGUUGCUCUGGGUCAUGGCCAUGGCACUUUUUAGUUUGACAAUAUACAAUGGCAUGGAUGCUGAUAAUAGAGUGAGGAGGAAGGAGGUGCUGAGUAGCAUGUGUGAUCAAAGGGCUAGAAUGCUGCAAGAUCAAUUCAAUGUUAGUGUCAACCAUGUUCAUGCCCUUGCCAUUCUUGUCUCCACUUUUCAUUACUACAAGAACCCAUCUGCAAUUGACCAGGAAACCUUUGCUGAGUACACUGCUAGAACUGCUUUUGAGAGGCCAUUGUUAAGUGGCGUAGCCUAUGCACAAAGAGUGGUCAAUUCAGAGCGGCUGGAAUUUGAGAGGCAACAUGGGUGGACAAUAAAGACAAUGGAGAGGGAGCCUUCACCCAUUCGAGAUGAAUAUGCACCUGUUAUAUUUUCUCAGGAGACGGUCUCCUACAUUGAGUCUCUUGACAUGAUGUCAGGGGAGGAGGACAGAGAAAACAUACUGAGGGCUAGGGCUACCGGGAAAGCUGUUUUGACGGGCCCCUUUAGGUUACUAGGUUCUCAUCACCUCGGUGUUGUAUUGACAUUCCCUGUUUACAAAUCUAAGCUUCCUCCAAGCCCAACUGUGGCCCAGCGCAUUGAGGCAACCGCUGGAUACCUUGGUGGAGCCUUUGAUGUCGAGUCCCUUGUGGAGAAUUUACUCGGACAACUUGCUGGGAAUCAGGCAAUUUUGGUGAAUGUUUAUGACAUAACUAACUCUUCUGACCUUUUAAUCAUGUAUGGUCACCAAAAUCAAGACGGUGACAUGUCUCUUUUGCAUGAAAGCAAGCUUGAUUUUGGAGAUCCAUUCAGAAGGCAUCUGAUGACAUGCAGGUACCACGAGAAGGCACCCACUUCAUGGACUGCACUCACCACAACUUUCUUAUUCUUUGUGAUCGGUUUACUAGUGGGUUACAUCUUGUAUGAAGCUGCAAUUCAUAUUGUAAAGGUCGAGGAUGAUUUCCAUGAAAUGCAGGAUUUGAAAGUCCAGGCUGAAGCUGCUGAUGUUGCUAAAUCCCAGUUUCUAGCUACUGUAUCUCACGAAAUCAGAACACCUAUGAAUGGCAUCCUUGGAAUGCUUGCUUUGCUACUAGAUACAGAUUUAAGUUCAACCCAGAGGGACUAUGCUCAAACUGCUCAAGUCUGUGGAAAGGCACUGAUAGCUUUGAUAAAUGAGGUGCUUGACCGGGCAAAAAUUGAAGCUGGAAAGCUAGAGCUGGAAGCAGUUCCAUUCCAUAUUCGAUCCAUAGUAGAUGAUGUCCUUUCUUUAUUUUCUGAGAAGUCUAGAAACAAAGGCAUUGAGCUGGCUGUGUUUGUUUCUGAUAAAGUUCCAGAAAUUGUUGUCGGUGAUCCUGGGAGAUUCAGGCAGAUUAUCACAAAUCUGGUGGGGAACUCUGUUAAGUUCACUGAAAGAGGACAUACAUUCGUUAAAGUUCAUCUGUAUGAACAUGCCAAGGCCACGACAGAUACAAAAGCAGACACUUGUUUAAUUGGUGGGUCCAAUGAAAGUGUGCUUAUAUCAGGGUCCCAAAAGUUCAAAACCUUAAGUGGUUGUGAAGCAGCAGAUGAUCAAAACAGUUGGGAUGUCUUUAAGCAUCUUUCCGAUGAAGAUUUCCGAUUUGAUGCCUCAAUAAAUGUAAUGACCAGCAAUGAAGCUUCUGAAAAUAUCACUUUGAUGGUAUGUGUGGAGGAUACAGGAAUUGGCAUCCCCUUAAAAGCCCAGAGUCGUGUUUUCAUGCCCUUUGUGCAGGCAGACAGUUCAACAUCAAGACAUUAUGGAGGAACUGGGAUUGGAUUGAGUAUAAGCAAAUGUCUGGUUGAGCUCAUGGGUGGUCAAAUAAGCUUUAUUAGCCGACCUGAGGUUGGAAGCACAUUUUCAUUCACAGCUGUUUUUGGCACGUGCAAGAAAAAUGCUUUCACCAAAAUGGAAAAACGCAAUGCUGAAGAUUUGCCUUCUGGCUUUAGAGGAUUGAAAGCAUUAGUUGUUGAUGGAAAACCAGUUAGGGCUGCUGUAACCAGAUACCAUUUGAAGAGGCUUGGUAUCCUAGCUGAAGUUGUGAGUAACCUCAAGGUGGCUGCUGGUAGCUGUGGGAAAACUGGUUCUCUAACAUCUGGAAGUAAAAUCCAGCCAGAUAUAAUUCUAGUCGAGAAGGAUGCAUGGAUUUCUGGGGAGGAUGGUGUUUCAAGUGUAUGGAAACUGGACUGGAAACAAAAUGGACAUGCGUUGAAGUUUCCUAAGAUGAUCCUUCUUGCUACGAAUAUUACCAAUUCUGAAUUUGAUAAAGCAAAGGCAGCAGGUUUUGCCGAUACCGUGAUCAUGAAACCUUUGAGAGCAAGUAUGGUGGCUGCAUGUCUUCUUCAGGUGCUGGGCAUGGGCAAGAAGAGAUCACAAGGGAAAUGCAUGCCAAAUGGAUCUUCUUUCCUUCAGAGCCUUCUCUGCGGAAAGAAGAUUCUGGUGGUUGAUGACAAUAGGGUAAACCGCAGAGUUGCUGCAGGUGCGUUAAAGAAGUUUGGAGCUGAUGUCGAGUGUGCUGACAGUGGUAAAGAAGCACUGAAAUUGCUUCAACUACCACACACUUUUGAUGCAUGCUUCAUGGAUAUUCAAAUGCCAGAAAUGGAUGGGUUUGAGGCAACACGUCGUAUCCGGCAGAUGGAGAGCCAGGCAAAUGAGCAGAUGAAUGGUGAAUCCAUGGUAGAAGGAGGAACAGCUAGAAAAGGACAGUGGCAUAUUCCAAUACUAGCAAUGACAGCUGAUGUGAUACAUGCCACACAUGAUGAGUGCUUGAAAUGUGGGAUGGAUGGAUACGUCUCAAAGCCUUUCGAGGAAGAAAAUCUCUAUCAGGCAGUUGCCAGGUUCUUUGAUGGCAAAUCCACUUUAAAGUCACAAUAGGAAUCCCCUUGCCUCGUGGGAAUUGGGAAAAUCCAAAUUGGAGAGUUUCUUUGGUUGAUCUGAACCAGCAAUUUUGAAUCACCCGCUGGUGCACUUGGCUCGAGUGGAUAAUGGACGUUGGUUUCCUUGGAUUUUUGAUGAUUCGUCAUCGAAAAUAGUUACAGGUUCGCUCAAUUAUUUCUAACCAACUUCAGUUUAACUUGAAUAGAUGCUAAGCACAUGUAUACUAGUAAAGAAGCCUCCGUCCCCACUUGUAUGUAUAAAUCAUUGGGAGGGGGGAGGAGCAAAAGUUGUAAAUCUUAUUCUCUUUUUCCUUUUUUGUUGCUGAGGAAUCUUCACCCUUGUUUUGUAUUGUUACCUAUUCAGCAAGACUUAUUGACUAGACAUUGCUUUGCCAUAGAAGGGUAGUUGAGAGUGAAACCAUUUGCAUCAUUGCAUGCGCAUUGCCUUGGAUAAUUGAUGGAGAAA
Molecule: messenger RNA, 4405 nt
Organism: Populus euphratica (Euphrates poplar)
Lineage: Eukaryota; Viridiplantae; Streptophyta; Magnoliopsida; Malpighiales; Salicaceae
Product: histidine kinase 4-like
Exons: 11
Coding region: 917-3937 (1006 amino acids)
Biological process (GO): phosphorelay signal transduction system; phosphorylation
Cellular component (GO): nucleus
Molecular function (GO): phosphorelay sensor kinase activity
Source: RefSeq, a predicted model, not a curated record